Messenger RNA from Callorhinus ursinus (northern fur seal), 1044 nucleotides. It is a transcript of the gene DBX2, whose product is annotated as developing brain homeobox 2. Lineage: Eukaryota; Metazoa; Chordata; Mammalia; Carnivora; Otariidae. The record is from RefSeq and is a predicted model, not a curated record. Gene Ontology annotation, biological process: regulation of transcription by RNA polymerase II. Gene Ontology annotation, molecular function: DNA-binding transcription factor activity, RNA polymerase II-specific; DNA binding.
AUGCUCCCCAGCGCCGUGGCGGCCCACGCCGGCGCGUACUGGGACGUGGUAGCGUCCUCCGCGCUCCUCAACUUCCCCACAGCGCCGGGCUUUGGCAACCUGGGCAAGAGUUUCCUGAUCGAGAACUUGCUGCGGGCUGGGGGCGCCCCGCCGCACGGGCUGCAGCCACCCGCGCACCACGGCCCGGCGUCGACUCUAGUCGCAGCCGCCGCCGCCGCCGCCGCCACUGCCGCGGGCGUGCAGGUCCGGCCCCUGCCGGCCAGCCCCGUUCCCCUCAAGCUGUGCCCUGCGGCGGAACAAGUCAGCCCCGGCGGCGCGCCUUACGGCACGCGUUGGGCUUUUCAAGUGCUCAGCCCCUCGGCGGACGGCGCCAGGCUGCCGGGCCGGGCUGCGGCGGACCGGGACUGUACCUUCCAGCCUUCCGCCCCAGCAUCUUCCAAACCUUUUUUCCUGAGCGCCCCGCCAUUCUACUCGGCAUGCUGUGGUGGGUCCUGUCGGCGCCCUGCAUCCCCCACUGCUUUUGCAAGAGAAGGGAGUGUGCUGCCUCUCUUGACGCAGGACUCUAACUCCAAAGCUCGGAGGGGUAUUUUAAGACGAGCUGUGUUUUCUGAGGAUCAGAGAAAGGCUCUGGAGAAAAUGUUUCAGAAGCAGAAAUAUAUCAGCAAAACAGACCGAAAGAAACUUGCCCUCAGCUUGGGACUAAAGGAAUCACAGGUGAAAAUUUGGUUUCAGAACAGAAGAAUGAAGUGGCGGAAUUCCAAAGAGAAGGAAGUGCUUUCCAACAGGUGUGUCCAGGAAGUAGGCCUUCAAGAGGAUCCCCUCUCAAGGUCUGCUCUGGGGCUCCCUUCCCCGUGUCCUUCACUCUGGGAAGUCUCCCAGCAGCACUCGAGUCCCAGAUGGAGGGAGAAUUCGCCAGAACCUUCAGAAAGACUCAUCCAACAGAGUUCAGGGGCAGCGGCCCCAGAAGCAAAGUCACAGCAGGGUGCCUUGUAUUUGUGUUCGGAAGAUGCUGGAGACAAGGGUGUACUUACUGGGGCAGUCUGA